AGGUUACGGGUUACAUGAUUGGAACUGUAACAGCAUCUCUUCACCCUAGGUCAGAAACAUCAUGAUUGAGACCAACCCAAUUGCUCACUAUAAAUGAUGGUAGAAUGUUGAUUACAUGGGGACACAAGUAGUUCACAAGUGACCUAAAUGUCCAGUAAAGUUGCCGCCUGCUCUGUGUCAUACGUGUAAGCAAUGACGCAUCACCACUAGCAGGCCAUUUUGGUGUAAUCAUCUGAGGUGCACGUGCAUAAUAAUCACGUGGUGACUCUCUGUAGCCGCCACGCAUCAACUAACGAUGCAAGCGGACGAUUGAUAAUGUUCCUGUAUGGUAUUGUAAUGUAGGAUUACGAAAAUUUGUACAAACUGUGCACAGUAUGUUAGUAAUUUCCAAUAUCGUGGAAUCGUAUAUAUGGUCGACUAUCGGAAUCCAAUUAGUAACUAAUUCUUCUAGUUAAUGAUUGAUAUAUGUUAUGCAAUGUUUCAUUGACAGAAGUACUAGCAUCAGGAUUAGAAUGGUUGUUAGCGACAGGAGAAUCACAAACCCUAACACGUAGGUCAAAUCAUUCGUCGGCAACAUCGAGACAUCCUGUGGACAAGAUUACAACAAUGACGAAGGAGAAUCCCAAACCCCUCCACUUUUGGAACAACGUGUGUUACGGUUUGUCUGCGGUUGCACUGAGCAUUACAGGGAACGCCAUUGGCCUUUUCUUUCCUGUGUUUAUUCUCGAAGUGGCACAGAUCACGCCUGCCCAGAACUCUAUAUUGACGAUCACGGCCAAAGUCGUGUCAUCGGUAAGCGGCUUCUUCGUCGGAUUUCUGGUGGAAGCAACCAACACGAGAUGGGGCAAGCUGAAACCAUGGCUUUUCCUCACCACGUUUCCGGCCGCGGCUUGUUACUUCUUCCUGUGGUUCUCCCCUGACAUCGUCAGUCCUACAGGAAAGCUGAUAUGGUAUCUUGUCUUCUACGGCGGAUUCAAACUUCUCAUGAGGGGAUUUGGCAAUGCAAGGUCCUCCCUCGUGAUGUUUGCGACCCAGGAACCGAGAGAAAGAGACACCCUGAAUACAUAUUCGUCCGCCUUUGACACUGCUGCAAUCCUGCUGUCCACACUGAUCCAACAAGGGACGUUCGCGCUGUUCCACGCCAACAUUGGGUACGACCCGUGUGGCAACGCGACUCUCAACGGAACACAUGCGCACCACGGACCGUCUCUAGAUACAGAGAAAACGGCGUACAUGACUGCAGGAGCUGUUGGAACUGGCAUCUUUGUAGUCUGUGGACUGGCGGCCGUUUUGGGCGUUCCAGAAAGAAAAGAUAUCAGCAGAGUACAACGUUCUUCAUGCUUCCCCGCUGGUGACAUCAAAGAACUUGUCCUCCAUCCUCCUUUCCUAGCGAUGGCUGUAAUCAAUUUAUUGUUGAUGCUGGGCCUUAAUACUAAGCAGAACUACCGCGCCUUGCUACUGCAGUAUACCUUCAACUUGUCAGACCAGGUGUUCUACAUUAUUAUUGUAUAUACGGUAGCGUCAAUAGUAGCGACAUUCGUUUGGAGUGUAGUUAUGCGUCGAAUUGGCCGGAAAGAAACAGUAUGCUUAGGGAUUCUGGUCUUCCUACUGCCCAACAACGCUGCUCUCCUGAUAGCAACGGAAGAACUGUUGGGCUCCGCGCUGCUACCGUUCAUGUAUGCUGUGACUGUGUGGGGUGGGAUAGGAGAUGGCUCUUUUAAACUGAUAUUAAGUGUUAUGAAGACGGACGUCAUCGACAAUUUCAAGCUCAAGACUGACAAGAAGAUGGCGUCUAUUUUGUAUUCCCUCUGGGGGUCUUCAAGCAUUGUCAUGAACGGCAUCAGCACUGCUGUCUUCAACUGGAUCCUGCAGUCCGCGAACUACAACGCAGAUGACUGUGUCCAGCCGAACAGAGUGAAACAGGCUCUCCGGUACAUAACGGCGGGCACGCCUCCUGCUGCCUACGUCAUAGCCUUGUUGUUCGUCUGGCUGUACCCGAUCACCGAGGAGUCUCGCAUGAAAACCAAGAUGGCCCUGGACGCGAGGAGAACAGCGGCAGAUGAAGAGAGAAGGACGCUUCUGAAUAACGCAGAUAAUAUCUCCGUCCAAGAAAGACUUUGAGGCCGGAUAUUAGCAUAUGGCAUUCAAUUGUCAUAUUUGCUACUUUCUCUGGGAAGUAAACGUGUAAAUUGAUGUCCAUAUAUAUGACUGCAUUUGAUAUAUAUUGUUUUCUUUGUUCCUAUUCAAAUAUUGUGAAAUACUGUGCCUAAGAACUAUGACCCGAUUUAUACACGAUUUUGAGUCAAAUCAAUUUCGGCUCAGCGGCUCCAAGUCGACUCCAGGUCGACACAGCGGCUUGGAGUCGAUUGGAGAAAACGCGUGUGUACAUUGGGCCUAUGUUGUGAAUAAAGCGAAAUAAAGAUCAUGGUUAUCCAUCGGUGCACCACAUGGAAUAUUUGAAUUUAGUUUGUGCAAAGUUGAUAGUUAUUAUCCCUCACACGAGCACACGUUCACGGUUGCAAAACGCAUAGCAUUUAAUGUAAGGAAUGAGUGGUGCAAGUUUGGUUUCCUGGCAACUUGCUCUGGAACUGCAGGGGCGGUUUUGUGAACAACGUUCAAUGAGGAUGUAUGCAGGUGGCCAAUUGAAAGACGGAUCUCGUGUAAUUUUGCCUGCGGGAGUG
Molecule: messenger RNA, 2681 nt
Organism: Branchiostoma floridae (Florida lancelet)
Lineage: Eukaryota; Metazoa; Chordata; Leptocardii; Amphioxiformes; Branchiostomatidae
Product: sodium-dependent lysophosphatidylcholine symporter 1-A-like
Exons: 13
Coding region: 466-2121 (551 amino acids)
Biological process (GO): carbohydrate transport
Cellular component (GO): membrane
Molecular function (GO): symporter activity
Source: RefSeq, a predicted model, not a curated record